This is a messenger RNA of Candida tropicalis MYA-3404, 4017 nucleotides long. Its product is annotated as translation initiation factor 3 subunit. Gene Ontology annotation, biological process: intracellular distribution of mitochondria. Lineage: Eukaryota; Fungi; Ascomycota; Pichiomycetes; Serinales; Debaryomycetaceae. Gene Ontology annotation, cellular component: cytoplasm. The coding region runs from base 1 to 4017 and encodes 1338 amino acids. Gene Ontology annotation, molecular function: mRNA binding; protein binding. The transcript has a single exon. The record is from RefSeq and is a predicted model, not a curated record.
AUGUCAUCAGAAGACAAAAUUGAAGAAACUACUGAACAACAACAACAACCAGUUCCUGUUAAGGAGCUUUUGUUGAAAAUUCAAUUACCAGAAUUUUUCAAUGCUAAAGAAGAAUUAGUUGUUCCUUCAAAUGUUGAAGAAAAUAUUGCUGAUUUGAAACAAGCUUUGAAUUUAGUCGUUGUUACUAGAAACUUGACCAAUUAUUCAAUCUUGAUUAAAGGUAUUGAUAUUAUUGAAAAUUUCGGAGAUAUGAUUACUUUUGAACAAAUUAUUGAAGCUUUGGAAUUGGGUGAUGUUGACGAAAUUAAAAUCGUUCUUAGAGAAAAAGCUUAUAAUUUAGCUACUGUUUAUGAACAAAUUACUAGAUUUAGAGAAGUUAUUGGUUUACAUUAUGUCGAUAGACUUUCAACUGAUGUUGGAACUUCUGGUGGUGUUUCUAGAUUCAAUGGUAUUGAAUUGGAUGACGUUAAAGCUAAAGAAGAAAAGAAAGAAGAACCAAAGAAAGAACGUGAAGAAGAAAAAGAAACUAAAGAAAAUGAAGUUUCUAUUUCUCAAGAAGAAGUUUCUAAAAUUACUGAAUUUGCUAAAAAUUUUACUACUGAUUCAUUUAAUGGUGAUUUCAAAUCCAUUACUAAAUUUGAUGAUGUUAAUGAUAAAGUCAAGAUUCCAAUCAAAUCUUUAACUAUUUCUCAAUGGUCUCCAGUUCCAGCAUUCCAACAAUCUAAAGGUGAUUUAUUAUAUUUAUCAUUACAAACUUUAGAACAUGAAACUUUUAACAUUACUUGUCAUUUUACCGGUUUUUUUGUAAACAAAUCAUCAACUAUUAAUUUUAAUCCAGAAAUGAAAGUUAAUGAAAAAGGUAAAUUUUAUGAAUCUUAUUUAUUAUAUGAUUUAGUUUCUCAAUUAUCUCCAUUAUUCAGUAAAACUUCUAUUGAAAACGAAGUUAAAUUAUCUGAAUCUACUGCUUAUCCAGAAACUUAUUUAUUACCAGGUAAUUCAUUCCCAGCCUAUCCAUGGUUAGUCGAUGAAUCUAAUUGUAAGAAUAUUCCAGAUUUGUCUAGAUCUCAAUUGCCUACUAUCACUAAUGGUGUUGAUGGGUCUGACUAUAUCAAGGAAUGGAAUAAUGAUAUUCAAUCAAUCAAAGAAUUACCAGCUACCACUAUUCAAGAACGUAUUAUUCGUGAUAAAUUGAUUCAAAAAUCAUUAUUUGAAUUCAAUAAAACCGCCACUGAAACUGCUAUUAAUAUCAUCAAGGGUAAUUUAACUCCAUUGAAUCCAGAUGAAAGUACUGAUAAAUAUAUCUAUUUGAAGAAUGGUAUUUUCUAUUCUACUGGUACUUCUACUGUUGAUGGAUUUGAAUCUACUGGUGGUGAAGAAGCUGCAAGAUAUGUUUCUUCUAAAGAUUUAUCAGCUAUCAAGUUAAUUAAUCGUCAUGAUGUUAGAGGUAUUUCAAGUUUGGUUACUUGUAUUGUUGAUUACAUGGGUAAAAGAAUCGUUUGUCAAGCUCCAGUUCCAGGUAUUUUAGACAACACUGUUGCUGUUGAAGGUGUCAACAACGAAGAAGAAGAAGAAGCUCCAGUUGAAAAAGUUGUUUAUGGUUUGUCAAGUGAUGGUAGUAAAAUUCUUGAAGAAAAAUCAUUUGAAGAACCAUUGAAACAAAUUGGAGAACUUUUCCAUUUAAAACCUCAUCAAGUUCAAUUAAAUGAAGAAGUCAAAUCUCAAUCAUCUUUAGUUGUUUCUAAAGAUACUAAAGGUUUGAAAGGUACUGAUGGUAGAAAAUAUGUUAUUGAUUUAUAUCGUACCACACCACGUGAUAUUGAAUUUAUUGAAGAAAAUUUCAAAUUGGAAGGUGAAAAUUCAUAUCCUCAUGGUGAAGCAUUAAUUAGGCAUGAAGCUGUUAAUGAAUGGUGGAGACGUAAAGUUGCUGCUUUAUUUAAAGAAGAAACUGAAAAAUUGGAAAAAGAAGGUAAAUUAUCUAAAGAAGAAGGAGAUGAAAAACCACAAAUUGCUAUUCCAACAGAUCAAGUUGUUUUUAACCCUGAUUCAUUUUCAAAUGAUUUUGAAUCCAAUGAAGAUCGUGAUGAAGUUAGAGAAAUUUCUAAAUUUGUUAAAGAUAAAUUAAUUGAAGAAUUUUUGGAUGAAAUUAAAGAUCAAGCUAUUCCAUUCGAAGGUAAACAAUUAACUGAAACUUUACACAGAAGUGGUAUCAAUAUGAGAUAUUUGGGUUUCAUUGCUGAUAAGAUCAUUUCUAGAAGAGAACAAUUUUUAGCUGAAACUGAAGAACUUAUUAAAGCUAACGAAGCUGCUGCCGAGAAGAAGCAAAAGGAAGAAGAAGAAAAGGCCAAACAAGAAGCUGAAAAGGCUAAAGAAGAUACCGAAAAGGGUGAAAAGAAGGAAGAUGAUAAGGAAGUGAAAUCAGAAGAAGAAGAAGAAGAAGAAACUCCUACUAAAGCUACUUAUCAAUUAUCUUUAGCUAGUUACAGCACUCUUUACAGAGUUGUUGUUCAAGAAAUGAUUGCUAGAGCUUCUAAACAUGUUUUGAGAGAUUUAACCAAGAAUGUUUCUGAUUAUUUGAUUCCUUAUGUUGUUGCUCAUUUCCAUAAUUGUUUAUUGGGAGGUGACAUUAAUCAAACUCCAUCUGUUGAUAUCCCACAUAAGAACUUCUAUUCUGAAUCAGAAUUGGAAUUUACUAAACUUGAACAUAAAGAUAUCUUACAAUUGCUUUCUCAACAAGUUUUUAUUCGUUUCAGAUUCACUUUGCCAGAAAAUUGGAUCUCCGAAUCUGUCAGUUUACCUGCAUUAUUUAGAGAAAUUGCUGUUAAAUAUGGUAUUCAAUGGAAAUCAUCUCAUUAUGUCUUUACUAAAGAUCAAUUUGAUGCUCAAAAUGAACAAAUUAAAAUCCAAGUCAUUGAAACCAAAUCUUCAUCCAAGAAAUCUAAAAAGAAAUCUUCCACUUUUAUGGUUACUGAAAAAUCAAUUCCACGUACUUCAAUCUUUGUUGCUGAUGAUAUUGUUUCAUUUAUUCCACUUAUUAAAGAUUCAAGUUAUAGAAGUACAGUUGUUGAAGAAAUUUUCUCAACUGCUAGAUCUCAUUUAGUUUCAGGUAAUACUGAAAUGGGUAUUACUUUAUUUAAUGAAUUGCUUGCUAUUAAUGAAUCUAUUUAUGGUAGAGUUAAUCCAGAAACAGCUAAAUUUUAUAAUUUAGUUGCUCAAGCAUAUCAAGAAGUUGGUCAUAAUGUUGAAGCUGCUUUACUUGGACGUAAAGCAAUCAUUUUAUCUGAAAGAUCAUGUGGAUUUGAUUCUCAUGAAACUAUUACUUCUUAUAUGAAUGCUGCAUUCUAUGAAGCUAAUAAUGAACAAUAUUUAAAUUCAUUUAAAUUAUAUAAACAAGCUAUGAAUAUUUGGUCUGAAAUUUAUGGUAAAGAUCAUCCUACUUUAAUUAAUACUUUAACUAAUUUAGGUGAAUCAUUAAUGAAAAUUAAAGCAUUUGAUUCAGCAAUUGAAUUAUUAAAAGAAGCUUUAAGAUUAACUGAAUCAUUAAAUGGAGAAAUUUCAGAAGUUUCUGGAUUUAUUUAUUUUAGAAUCGCUAAUAUUAUUAUUAGUAUGAAUAAAUUUAAAGAAUCUAGAGAAUCAUAUGAUAAAGCUUAUGAAAUUUUCAUUAAAUUAUUAGGUCCUGAUGAUUCAAUGACUAAACAAGUUGCCAAAUAUAUUUCAAGUGUGGCAUUAUAUGUUGAAUUUAUGAAUAGACAACAACAAGAAGCUCAAAAGAAAGCUAAAUCAAAUGGUCAUAAUCAUUCUCAUGGUAAAGUUAAAGUUCCAACUGCUUCUGCCACCACCACCACCACCAAUACUGCUUCUAUUUCUGGAGGUGUUAAGAAUGGUAAGAGAUCAAAGAAACAAAAUUCUCCACCUCAACCAAAUCCAGAAAUUGCUAAUCAAUCAGUUGAUGAAAUUUUGAAAUUCAUUGAAGGUAAUAAUGGAUCCAAAAGUUCUAAGAAAUCAAAGAACAAGAAAUAA